Coccidioides immitis RS is the source of this 3175-nucleotide messenger RNA. RefSeq lists its product as uncharacterized. NCBI's taxonomy places the organism in Eukaryota, Fungi, Ascomycota, Eurotiomycetes, Onygenales, Onygenaceae. Bases 1 to 2211 code for a protein of 736 amino acids. Gene Ontology annotation, biological process: positive regulation of ribosomal protein gene transcription by RNA polymerase II. Gene Ontology annotation, molecular function: DNA-binding transcription factor activity, RNA polymerase II-specific; RNA polymerase II cis-regulatory region sequence-specific DNA binding. The record is from RefSeq and is a predicted model, not a curated record. The transcript has 2 exons.
AUGGCCACUCCAACUCUGAACAGCCAGUCUGCCCUGAUGGUGGAGAUGGAGGCACGCGUACGGCAUGCACUUGAUAGCGCCCUGGAUGCCCGGCCAAAGAAGACCCGGAUGCAGUAUGAGUCGCGCCAGGAGGAGUGGAGGCAUUUCUGCCGGACGAAGGGCUUCCAGGAUGGAGAGCUGGUGACAGAGCAGAAGCUGCUCUGGUUCCUGUCUGAAUGUGUGGUUGGCCGUCCAGCCAAAAGAUCCUGCCAUUCCCGCGACCGUACAAAUGAGAAUGGAGAGCCUGUUGUGCAAACCCUGGGCCAACCAUCCAUCAAGGCCUACAAGGCUGCAAUUGUCAAUCUCUGGAGCUACCAACGGAGCUGUCGUACAAACCCUCACCCCCAUCCAGUUGGCCAGGCCGUCCGGGCCCUGCUUGAAACCCAUUCAAGACAGGAGCAUGAACGCAAGAAGGCAGAGUUUGUGGAUCGCGGCGCAGGAACCCUGCUGGAUGGAUAUCAUGAGAAGGACAUUGUACGGCUGGUUGAGUACUGCUGGCAGGGCUGGUCAGAGUCCAAAAAAGGCCAGUCAGUGGAGCCACAUCUCCGCACUGCAGUGGACUUCCUAAUGGGCCACAGCAUGCUUCUCCGCGGUGAAUCCCGCCGUACGGCACAGCUGGCUGAUCUCUUCACCCUGGAGCUGACAAAUGAAGGCCCAACCCCUUGCUUCCCCAUGGUUUUGAUCAUGGGAAAUGGCAAGACUAACCAGAUGGGCCGGAUUGAGUAUGCCACAGUGAUGCGCCAUUGCAACCCCUUGCUCUGCACCAUGGCACAGACAGCCUUUUACCUCUUCUACCGAUGGGACAUUGUACGAGAGCCACCACCCCAGUUCCACAACCGCCAGGACUGGUACCAGCUGCACCUGAUCAAGGGGGAUGAUGUGAGGAAGCCCCUGUCGUAUGAGACCCAGCUGGACUGGAUUCGACGCAUCUACAGUGGGACAGGGCUUUCUGGCCUGAAGAAGACCCAUGCUGGGCGAGCUGCUGGAGCCAGGCAUGCAGAGCAGGUUGGGGUCAGUGAGGGCCAGAUCCGCCGUGCUGGAAGAUGGAACAGUGAUGCCCUCAGCCAGUGCUAUCUGACUAACAUCCCCAGGAAGUUUGUACGGGCCAUGGCUGGCUUUGACUCCCGCACACCUGGGAACUUCUACCUGCCGCGGGCCAGGGUGCCUGUGCCUGAGUCACUGGAGCGCGCUGUCUGGCCCUGGGUUGAUGACUGGAUGCGGUGGUUUGAGUCGUAUGAUGCCCAGGACCCCAACUCCUGCCUCCAGGGGCCAGAGCUGAGAAGAUUUUCAGAUCAGAGUGGUCCUUGGGACCAGCCCAGGGGACCUUCUGCUGUGCGGCUGGAUAGGGAUGAUCUGGCUGCUCAAGGGUUUCUACGCCUGCUCCAUCAUCUCCGUACGGUCCUCCUGCAGGACUCUGUCAUCCUUCAGCCUCUCUUCCCCGGCCACCCCCUGUGGACCAGCCCUGUGUUCAUGAGGGAGGACUAUCGUCAGUUUGCAGAGGCAGUCCGGGUGGCCAACACCCACAAAGAGGAGCCGUACGAAAUGCAGCUGCAGCAGACAGUGCCCAUGGUGGCAGAUCAGCUGCGCAUUGUACAGCAGGAUCUGGGUGUGGCCUGUGGUCAUUUACAUACUGCCCUGGAAACAGGACUGCAAAAAAUUAACAACCAGUUAGAAGCACUGACCAGUGGGCAGGUUUCUUUUCUUGUACGAGCAUUUCCUGCUGGUCAAAGAAUGAUGACAGCAGCUGCUGCCUUUGAAGAUAAAGAUGAAGAGAGAGACAGUGGUUCUACAGCAUCCAGAGAAGCACAAGCCCCAGCCUGUUCAUUAGGGGUAGCUCCAGCCUCUGCUAGUGCCUCUGUUCCAGCCACAUACCAGCUUUCUCGUACAAUCACUACAGUCCCAGAUCUGUGGCAGGAAUGGACAGUUGGUCUGGGGGGUGGCCCUUCAGUACAGAGUCUAGAUGCCUUGUACGGAGCAAAAUGGCGGCCAGGUGGCACAGAGAGAAUGUUCUACAGCAGAAGAAAGGUGAUCAUUGAUUAUAUUAACAGACAGAGACAGGGGAGUGCCAGUGGCAGUGCUGCUGUAGAGGAACUAGAGCUUGUACGGCAGCGUGGGAAGCUCAGUUUGAACAGACUAUCCAGAAUGCUGCGAGUGAAAAAGAAACUGCCCUGAUUCUUAUUAUGGCAAACCCUGUCCAUCAUACCCAGCACGGCCCGUCGUACGAUAGGAAGAUAAAGAAGAAGAGAUGCUGAAUACAUGAUGGUGGUUUGCUUGGCUUCACCCCUUAGGGCUACUGGUCCUGGACACUGCGUAGAAGUGCAAACCAUGUCCAGGUGCCGUACACAGGGCCUGUACGACUAGGCAAGAGCAGUUGAGAAAAAUCACAAAGAAAAGAAAGAAAGCAGACAAGCCAGAAAAGAAAGUCCAUGCAUACCUAGUUUAAGGUGAUAGGAUUGCUCUGAGAGCCAUCCUCUGGCUCCUCAGGCUCCUCAAUCUCGUACGGGAAGACUGACGGCGGAUCUCCAGAGCGGGGCGGGGGGGAAUUGGUUUCAACAUGGAUGGGAUCAUUUGCUGUCCCACUCUCAAGGAGAAGAAUUGGGCGGGCAGGAGACAGUCCCAGGCUGGCCCUGCUGCCUGGUGUGUGUGGGUGGCCAGCAGCUCUGUACGAACUCGGUCCUCUGUCAUCAUACCUCACUGCAGAUUCUGGCCUGCCAUGCAGAGAGCAGCGGGAUGCAUAGUCUGGCCAUUUGCAGUUCCCGCAUGCGCCUCCAAAGUGACCGUACGCACGGCGGCACAAUGGGAAUGGGGCCAUGGGCUCCAUCUCUGUGCAUCUGUUGCAGAUACUGCUCCAGUGCAAAGUUCUCCCGCGUGACUGGAUCAGAAUUGCAUUGAUGUACGACUGGCGGUGCAUGUUAAUCUGGUAGGGGAAGAUUCGUCCGAGAACAAACUCCACAUUCCUUCCUGGUUGAGCAAGCAGUCGCCGUGACUGAGGGGAGUGGGCGUACGGGGCCAGCUGAUUCUGUCCAACAAAGAGACAGGGUGGUUGACCAUCAGUUUGGGCCCGGGCAGCAGCUUCAGCAAGGUCCUGCUCCAUCUGGUCAGGGUGGGAGGGGGUCCAUCGAACAAGCGCCCUAUA